Messenger RNA from Tachysurus vachellii, 1613 nucleotides. RefSeq names its product adenylate kinase 4 (gene ak4). The record is from RefSeq and is a predicted model, not a curated record. NCBI's taxonomy places the organism in Eukaryota, Metazoa, Chordata, Actinopteri, Siluriformes, Bagridae. Gene Ontology annotation, molecular function: AMP kinase activity; nucleoside diphosphate kinase activity; ATP binding. The transcript has 6 exons. Gene Ontology annotation, cellular component: mitochondrion; cytoplasm. Bases 101 to 781 code for a protein of 226 amino acids. Gene Ontology annotation, biological process: nucleobase-containing compound metabolic process.
AUAAACGCCUUAGUCUCUGUAGCAAAAUCCUGGAUUGUUUUUUUUUCUUGUGAAAAACUCAUAAACUGCACAUCAGGUUGGGGGCGGGUGUUUGAAGGACAUGUCUAAGCUGUUCCGAGCCGUGAUCUUGGGUCCACCGGGCUCUGGGAAAGGCACCAUUUCGGAGCGGGUGGCAAGCAGUUUUGGCCUGAAACAUCUGUCCAGCGGUGAUUUCCUGCGCGAGAACAUCGCGGCGAAAACGGAGGCUGGAGUUUUGGCUGAAACCUACAUAGAGAAUGGUGCUUUGGUGCCAGACCAUGUGAUGACCCGCUUGAUGCUUCCCAGGGUAGAGGAGAUGACGCGCCAUAGCUGGCUAUUGGAUGGUUUUCCCCGGACCCUAGCCCAGGCCAAGGCUCUGAACAGUACCUGUGAGCUCGACAUUGUCAUUAGUCUUAACAUCCCUCUAGAGACACUGAAGGAAAGAUUGCGUCAUCGCUGGAUUCACCCAGCCAGUGGGAGGGUGUACAACAUGUGCUUUAAUCCUCCCCGUGUCCAGGGAAUGGAUGAUAUCAGUGGAGAGCCAUUGAUUCAACAUGAAGAUGAUAAACCAGAGGCUCUGGUUGCCAGAUUGAGGCACUACAAAGAUGUGGCAAAGCCGGUCAUAGAUUUAUACAGGGCCAAAGGCAUCCUGCACAUGUUUUCGGACACAGAGACGGACAGGAUCUGGCCUUACAUCAGCUCGCUUCUGAGCACUAAGAUCCCGACAGACCUAGGAGACGCUCAAAGGGCCACAACCCACUGAAGGAAACCGCUGAUAUUUUUAAUGGUUAAUUCUACACAUCGGUAUAGCAGUUAUCACUUAGAGCUUCAUUACAAUGUUCAUUUCUUCAAAAAGGUUUUAAUCAUUCCUAUUUUUAUUCUUCAGUUUUUAGUGAAAAGUUGUGUCUUAUGCUGCCUUUCUCUCUGGAAUGUUCUCUCAUCAGUGUUCCUAUAACUGUUUCUGAGUGACUGUACAGGCUUAAAUAAUGAUGUGCUUGCAGUUUUGUGUGUGUGUGUGUGUGUGUGUGUGUGUGUGUGUGUGUGUAUGUAUUUUUUGGAGAGUUGCAGCUUAGGACUUUGCGAAAAUUGUACAUGUACAGAAUAUCACAUGUACAUUAUACACUGAGAACACUGACAUGUUUGAUAUCAAACCAUUUCAAUAUUUUUAUCGUGACUCAGUGAGACUUUUUACCACCAUUGACAAUCCAUUAAUAUGUAGUCUAAUGUGAUUUUGAAAAGUAUAUGUAAUAUAUUUUUUGAAACAACACUGCUUUUUUUCAAUAACUGUGCUAUAAAUAAUCUGUUAUCAUAAAAUUAAAUAAGCUUGUGAACCCACAAUGUCUGAGCUUCAGGCAAAUAAAGGUCUAAAUUGAGCAAAUACUACUCUACCUCUGAACUAUGUACCCUUCUGUCAGCAUUUGGACUCUCUCCCUAUCUGUCUUUCUUUAAAUAGACACAAUAUUGUAAAUGCAAGACAAAGAUUAGAAAACAAACCCCUUAAUUCUCUUUAUUGUGCAAUAUUACACAUGCUGCAUUCAGUUCUGAAUCUGACAUCUCUGAACCAAAUAAACCUUUUCGCUUGAUUCCGAAAAUCA